UCAUUCGGAUUAGUGAGCGAACUUUCUACAAUUGCGGUAGUUUCGUGUCGCGAAUCGUUUCUCGUCGCGUUGGAUCUAAUCUCGAAUGAGCGUUGCUCGUAUCGCGGAUAAUUUUUUUUCGCGAUUGUGCGAAAAUCUACGAGAAUGAUAAAAGAAUUACUUUUAAGUUCAAUGAAAAAUAAGAUUAAUGUUAUUUUCACUAAUUCGGAGAAAUCGUUAGAGGAUAAUGAUAAUUUGUGUUAAUUAUGAAUGAAAUGUUUGUCAUAAUAGCCGUAUCGUGCCGUAGAUUUAUUUCAAGAAAAAUGAGACUGAAAUUUUAUAUAAUUACGCGGUAUGAGCCAUAUUAAUUACGUUAAUUAAAAAAAAAAUGCUGAAGAAAGUGAUAUGGUUACGUGAGCCACAAUCCAUGCACAGUACUUUGGUACGAGGAAAUACUACUUAUUGUAAGUUUGCCUUAUCAUUUUUCGUGAGGUGCGCCAUUAUCGUGCUGAACACCAGAUAAUAAUUUAAUAAAUGAUCUCGUCCGAGCGCUAACUCAUAGCGCUAACUCACGGUUAGAUCGGAACGAUAGGAGAAGGGAUGGGUACAGUCGAACGUCGUGGACCGGCGAUAAUCGCCAGUCAGUUUGUUGCCGUUCCUUCGUAAGUGCGGUUCUCCUUCGGAGAGGUCUCUUCUUCCUUUCCUCUCUGUUCGUUACUCUCCUCUCCGACGUAAUUCGCGAAUGCGCGAGUGCGACUGUGAAUAAUGCAUUACGUGGGAAAAAUGUUAUCGUGAGAAUUCUCCGGAAAUAAAGAAAUAGCAGUGAUAAUUGUGAAUGAACACAAUAUUAAGCGCUUGACAUUUAUCGCAAACGCGAGUUUCUGCAGUCGUUGAUAAGAGUCGGGUUCUUAAUAUUUCGUUACGGAAAGAACUGUUUUCCUAAAAACGAGGAGAAUUUGUUGAACCCUUCAGUGGAACUUCUCUCAAAGUUCAUCAGUCUAGAACAGCGUCAUCUGUCACGACUAUCACUUAUCGAGCGGCCGCUCUACCCACGUUAAUUUGUCCCGCGGAUCGGCGUAUCAGUUGCGUGCGUGUACGUACGCAUCAACUACUUUUCCGCACUGCUGUCCCGCUGAAACGCGCGUUCGAUCGUUCUGUUUCACCGCGAGCGAGUCGAAUUAUUCCGCUCCGUUCGCGAAGGCGAAUGCAGAAUGUGGAUGCAAUGCUGCACGAUCGUAGACGCGGAAACGUCGUCGACCGGUGUUUUCGCCGAGAGGGAAUAGCGGCGACGCGUUUUGAGGCCGGCUGCUGCACGCGAAAGUUGACGGCGGCUCUCCCGGGCUGGAAAAGCCGCGCGUCUUUUUUCAUCCCGACGUCCUCGAGGCCUGAAUAAAAAGGAGCUGUGAAAAACGCGUGAAUAAGUGUCGCGACGCGGGCGGUCCUAAAAAUAAAGGUGCGUCCGCGCAUCGCUACGUCCGAAUCGACUUGGACUCGCGACCUUACGCGCGUGUCCGAUGUGAGUCACUCGUCGAAGAAUUAAUCGUCCUCGAAGUGUCAUCGCGAGCACGUCGCAAUGAUUACGGACUGGUUGGACACAUGGUUCGGCCGGCCGAAAAAGUCCGGUCGCGGAGGUGGCCCGCGUGGCUACGCGGGCAGCAACACCAUGCCCAGGCCGCACUCCGGCGACGAUAUCAACGAGAUCGAGCAACAGCGUUGCAUCAUCGAGAGGAUGGAUGAAGACACUGUGAACGAUAGAUUCGAGGAAAUGCUGGCCAACAUGAAUCUAACGGAGGAGAAGAAGGAACCAUUGCGUCAGCAGUCAGAGUCGAAGAAGAAAGAAAUGCUGGUGUUGCACUAUAAGGGCAGCAUACAGGAUAAUCGAUCAAAAUUCGACAAACCUGCGGACUACAUACAGUACUUGGCGCAGCCCGAUUUGAGCGUUAACAAGAUCUACAACUGCAUCGAAUCCCUCAGGAUUGCACUCACUAACAACCCGCUCAGCUGGGUACAGGAGUUCGGCACCAAGGGUCUCAAGCAGGUUCUGGCUACUCUCAACGAGUGUUAUCGAAAUGCCUUCAUAUAUUACGAUAGCGACAACCGUUACGAGCGGAUACAAUACGAAUGCAUUCGCUGUUUAAAGGCUAUUAUGAAUAAUACCGUUGGUAUAAAGGAGAUGUUGGCUCAUCAUGAGGCUCUUACCAUCGUGGCCAGGUCGUUGGAGCCGACGAAGCCGUCCGUAAUGUCCGAAGCUGUAAAAUUACUUGGCGCUGUUUGCCUGAUAUCCAGCGACAGUCACAAAAAAGUGUUAGACGCGGUUACUAUGAACGGCGAAUUCAAAGGUCGCGAAAGAUUUUUGCCAAUCGUACAAGGUUUGAUGAACAAGAAGAAUGAAAAUUUAAGGGUAGUGUGCCUUCAACUCAUAAACUCGAUAAUAUCAUCCGCGGAAGACCUAGAUUUUCGCUUACAUCUGAGGAACGAGGUAAUGCGAGUAGGUCUAGCUGACAUUCUUGAAACAUUAGAGAAAGAUGAGUCGGAAGACUUGGCGACGCAUUUGAAGAUCUUCAAUGAUCACAAAGAGGAGGAUUAUGAGGAAUUUGUACAGAGAUUUGACAAUGUACGUUUAGAAUUAGAUGACGUUAACGAUUGCUUUGAAGUAAUAAAAAAUAUGGUGAUGGACACCUCCGCCGAGCCGUACUUCUUAUCUAUACUUCAACAUCUUUUAUUUAUUCGAGAUGAUGCUCUGGUUCGACCGGCGUAUUAUAAAAUGAUCGAGGAGUGUAUAUCGCAAAUUGUAUUGCAUCGUUCAGGCUGUGAUCCGGAUUUCAGCGCGACAAAACGCUUCCAGAUUGACGUACAACCGUUAAUCGAUACCCUAGUCGAAAAGUCACGGGCCGAGGAGGAACGUCGAUUGGUGGAGUUAACGCAAAAGUUAGAGGAAGCUAUAGCUAGUAGGCAAGAAGCCGAAGCAAAGCUUCAGCAUGCGGAAAACAAGAUCACAGAACUGGAGCAAGGAACGGGGAAGCCUAGUGGUCCCAGGACUGCUGUAUGUCCGCCUCCGCCACCUAUGCCCGGAAUGGGCGGUGGACCACCACCACCACCACCUCCACCUUUUCCUGGUGGCCCACCUCCACCACCAAUGCCUGGAAUGACAUGUCCACCUCCGCCGCCUAUGCCUGGCGCGAAAGGACCUCCACCUCCACCUAUGCCUGGAAUGGGAGGAGGACCUCCACCACCACCUAUGCCAGGAAUGGGCCCUCCACCACCACCGAUGGGAGCAUUAUCUCCACCACCUCCGGCGAUGCAAGUUUUACCUCAUGGGCUAAAACCGAAAAAGAAGUGGGAAGUAGAUGGUCCACUGAAAAGAGCGAAUUGGAAAGCGAUUUUGCCUCACAAAUUGACAGAAAAAUCGUUCUGGACAAAAGUACAAGAAGACAAAUUGGCUAGCCCAGAAAUAUUGGAUGGCCUCGCGCAGAAAUUUGCAUCGAAACCGAGUGGAAAAAGAAUGGAUGAUGUAGUUGAUAAGUCAGCCCCAACGAAAAAAGUAAAGGAUCUCAAAGUUUUGGAUGGUAAGGCGGCUCAAAAUAUAUCAAUUCUUCUCGGUGGCACCCUAAAGCACAUGCCUUAUGUGGAAGUGAAAAGAUGUUUAUUUAGAUGUGAGGGACCAGUCAUUUCUGAUAAUAUAUUGCAAGGUUUAAUACAGUAUUUACCACCGCCAGAUCAACUGUCGAAGUUACAGAUGUACAAGGAUCGGUACGAUGACUUGACUGAAGCAGAACAGUUUUGUGUUACGAUAUCUACGAUAAAAAGGUUACUGCCCAGAUUGAGAUCAUUAAGCUUCAUGCUGCGGUACGAGGAAUUAGUACAAGAUAUAAAACCUGACAUAGUGGCGGCUAGAGCGGCAUGCGAAGAAGUAAAGAAAAGCAAAAAAUUUGCACGGAUUCUCGAGUUAAUAUUAUUACUCGGAAACUAUAUGAAUUCUGGUUCCAAAAAUGGUCAAGCGUUCGGAUUUGAGAUUAGUUUUCUUACAAAGCUUACCAGUACUAAAGACAUCGAUAACAAACAAACUCUUAUGCAUUACUUGGUGGAUACCAUAGAGAGAAAGUUUCCGGAAUGUCUCAGCUUCGUUGAGGAAUUAGCACACGUAGAUCGCGCCAGUCGAGUAUCUUUAGAGAACGUUCAGAGAACGUUACGUCAAAUGGAGACCAAUAUCCGUAAUCUCGAACAGGAUCUCACGAAUGCUAAAGUUCCGCAAUGCGAUGAAGAUCUAUUUAUAGAUGUCAUGAAACCGUUCGCCAAGAAAGCUAGGGAAUCUUACGAGGUUUUGCAGAAUAUGUUCAAAAAUAUGGACUCUUUGUACACUGACAUCUCCGAAUUCUUUUCCUUCGAUAAACAGAAGUACACCAUAGAGGAAUUCUUCGGCGAUAUCAAGACGUUCAAAGACGAUUUCUUGCAAUCGCAGAAGGAGAUAAUCAAGCUGAAGGAAGGCGAAGAAAAACAGAGACGAGCGAGAGAAGCGCGCGAGAAAGCAGAAGCGGAAAAAGCGGCGCGAGCCGCGCGUAAACGCGCCCUAGUCGAUAUGAAUGCACACGAGACGCAGGAAGGUGUCAUGGAUAGUCUGAUGGAAGCGUUACAAACUGGAUCGGCCUUCAGUCGACCGGACCAACGACGCAAGCGACAAACCCGCGUAGCUGGUGGUAAGUUGUAUAGGACAUACAUCGGGCAACAAGUAGUGAAGAAGGACCAAGCAACUCAAGCAUGUAUAUUUAGUAAUACCUUAAACAAUUCGACUAAAUUAACGCACAGAUAUGAAAAUCUAACUCCAACUGAAAUCAUACGACGUGAUAUACUUCCAAACAGAAUUAUGGCUCAGAUACGCGCGGCGAGCGAUUCCACGAACUUCUUUACGCCGGAAGAAAAUCAAGACCUCUAUAAACGAAUGCUCAUAGAUGAGGCGAAAAAGACGCCUAGACAGACAAAGUAUUCGUCCAGAGUCACGUUUUUUCAAAAAAAGAAAAUGUGCAGCCGUUGUAAUAACGCAUAUUACAUGGCAAUGCCGGUAUCCAACGAGACACCAAAAAGAGAUAUUUUGCUAAAAACAUUCAGAAAUUUGGAGUCCAGAUGCGUUAAGGAUGUUGAAUUGGAUUCGAGCCCGCUAGUGGGUAAAAACAUCUCUAUUGAUCGAGCAUGUAUGCUUAGUCCUGUUAAACAAAGACACGUCGUAGUUAGCAAGAUACGCAAGAGAAACAGCAUCGUGCGCCGCACCAUAUCGAAUCGCAAACGUAUACGUGCGAACAAUACAAUCGCAAAACGCCGUAGAUCGCACGCUUAUUUGCAAAGUCCACCCAGUAUGAAUACCACUAUGCCAUCAAAUGUGAACACAUCAGUCGUAAACACAAAUUCUGUAAAUCAAAAGCUAUCAAAAUCGAUCGACGGUCUUUAUACUAAGAUAUUCAAACCGGCGUUCGUUCCAAUGAAAAAACUUUUAAGAUCGAAAAAUUUCGAAAAUCUGACGCGAUAUGACGAAAAUCAAAACAUACAGGAUUUGAGAAGCGUGGGAUUCGAAAACUCGAGCAUGUCUAUUCAGCUUUCGAGUAGCGAACAGAUAAUUGAUGCGCCAUCGCCGCUAGUAACAGAAAUAAGUGGAGUUAUGCUGUUAUCGGAAAAUAGCCCAUUGUAUUUAAUAAAGUCAAAUUCCACUCGUGCUAGUACAAAAGGUUUAAAUGCGUCCGGGGAAAUUUCUGAACACCUUGCAAACACAUACAAGCAAUUCACUCCGGAAGCAAGCAAUUCAGGUUCAAAAAUUAAUUAUGAUAAAUUAAGAAAACCAAAGGUUAGAUCGUGGAAAAAGAAAUGGAAGUUUUGGCAAAUACCGACAAGUACCAUAUAACUGAAUUGUAUGUUGUUUUAGUACAAGACUGAUGAUGAAAAUGGAAAGACUGACAAGAGAAAAAAAUCUCUUUAACUCUAUCAUUGCGAAAAAAAUUUGUUCUAAAAGGCGUUAAAAGAUGCAUGCUCUAAAAGUUGUUUGAUUUUUUUCCAUUAAGAUAGGCGACGUUUUCAUCUUAAAAGCAGCAUGUCGUUGCAAUAAUAUUUUCACGCUAUAAUUCCGAGUAAUUAUAUUUUUAGCGAAUACAAUGUACAAAUUAUAUCUUGCACUAGUCAUGUUAAUUAGUAAUCUUUUACGUUUUUUUAUUUAUUUUGAAAGUAGCUAGAUUCAAGUAUAGUUUUGAUGCAAUGUACAAUACAUAAAUAAAACUUUUACUUGCCCAUGAAUUUCUAACUAGACGUGUCCUACGAACUAUUCAAGACUGAUAAUUUGUGUAAGGGAUCUGAGAGUUUGCAAUAUUUUCAUGUAGCAUAUAAAUAUUUAAUUAUAAUGUUAAAAUUUUUUAAGCAAAUGAGAAUGAAUAUUUGUAAUGGAAAGUUUUAUAUACGUAUUUGACACGCGCAAAUAUAAUUUUAUUGAUUACUGCAGAAAUUAUGAAAAUGCAAAAUAAGAUAGAGAUAAAGUCGAGAUGCCUCUGUCACAUAACACGUCAUUUCGAUCAUAUAUAUAUCUAGACUACAAAGUUCAAUGAGAUGUAGGCGGACAUGUAAUUUUCAAUUUUUUUUUAUUAUUGAUGAUUGUAAUAUCAUUAAAGUACUCCUAACACCCGUUUCUUUGUAAAAAUUUAAAUUAUCAUGAUUGUUUAUGUGUAUUUUUUUUCUUGCUUCAAAUUUGAAGUGUGACAUAAAGCAAACGAGUUUUUAAUAAAACAUGUAUCAAAGACUGUUUUGUAUAAAAACUUAUAUAUAUUUUUUUGUAAUUAAAUGCAGAGUAACGAGUUA
Molecule: messenger RNA, 6807 nt
Organism: Solenopsis invicta (red fire ant)
Lineage: Eukaryota; Metazoa; Arthropoda; Insecta; Hymenoptera; Formicidae
Gene: dia
Product: protein diaphanous
Exons: 15
Coding region: 1553-5866 (1437 amino acids)
Biological process (GO): actin cytoskeleton organization; actin filament polymerization
Cellular component (GO): actin filament; cytoplasm
Molecular function (GO): microtubule binding; small GTPase binding; actin binding
Source: RefSeq, a predicted model, not a curated record